AUGCUUCGUCAAGUAAAGCCCAAAAAUGCACGCACUAAGCGUGUAAUGGAUAAACGCGAGCCAAAACUCUUAGAGGGAGCGAAAAUUGCCCUUUUCUUAAGAGGAAACGCGACUUCGCAGCUCGUUGUUGAUGUUUUACACGAUUUACACUCUUUGAAGAAGCCAUUUGCGGUUAAUUUUCAAAAAAAGAAUUCCUUACUUCCUUUCGAGGAUAGUUCUUCAUUGGAGUUUUUUUCUGAGAAAAACGACGCUGGUUUGGCCGUUUUUGCUACCCACAACAAAAAAAGACCCCACAAUUUAGCUUGGAUUCGCUUCUUUGAUUAUCACGUAUUGGAUAUGAUUGAACUUGGCGUCGUUGAUUAUAAGCCGAUUUCUUCUUUUCAUACUGUACCUAUUGUACCUGGCACGAAGCCCAUGAUGCUCUUUCAAGGCCCUUCUUUUGAUUCCCAUCCUGUAUUCCGUCAUGUUAAGUCAUUAUUUUUGGACUUUUUCCGCGGCGAACCUAUUCAAAAGUUGGACUCUGCAGGUUUAUCUCACGUGAUUGUUGUUUCUGCGGGUGAAGCCAGCGACGAUGAAACACAACCUUUACCAAAAGUUAAUUUCCGGGUGUAUUCAACGAAAUUAUUGAAGUCAAAGACGAAUCUUCCUCGUCUUGAGUUGGAGGAAAUGGGACCUCGACUCGAUUUUAGCAUUCGUCGUGUUCAACCUGCUCAAGCUGAUGUUCUUAAAGAGGCCUUGAAGAAACCCAAGACUCAAGAACCCAAGACCAAAAAGAACGUGGACGUUGAUGUGGUUGGUAACAAGGUUGGCCGUAUUCAUGUGGAUCAGCAAGAUCUUAGCGAUAUGCAAACUCGUAAAAUGAAGGGUUUGAAGCGCUCCGCUGCCGAAGUAGAAGAGGAGGAAGAUGAAUCGGAAGGCGAAGAUGAAGAUGAAGACGUUGUUUCCGACGUUGAGUAG
Molecule: messenger RNA, 957 nt
Organism: Schizosaccharomyces osmophilus
Lineage: Eukaryota; Fungi; Ascomycota; Schizosaccharomycetes; Schizosaccharomycetales; Schizosaccharomycetaceae
Gene: rpf2
Product: Brix domain ribosome biogenesis protein Rpf2
Exons: 2
Coding region: 1-957 (318 amino acids)
Biological process (GO): maturation of LSU-rRNA from tricistronic rRNA transcript (SSU-rRNA, 5.8S rRNA, LSU-rRNA); ribosomal large subunit assembly
Cellular component (GO): nucleolus
Molecular function (GO): rRNA binding
Source: RefSeq, a predicted model, not a curated record